Messenger RNA from Talaromyces amestolkiae, 3720 nucleotides. RefSeq lists its product as uncharacterized. The coding region runs from base 1 to 3720 and encodes 1239 amino acids. The record is from RefSeq and is a predicted model, not a curated record. Gene Ontology annotation, biological process: nucleoside metabolic process. The transcript is spliced from 3 exons. NCBI's taxonomy places the organism in Eukaryota, Fungi, Ascomycota, Eurotiomycetes, Eurotiales, Trichocomaceae. Gene Ontology annotation, molecular function: catalytic activity; protein binding.
AUGUCCAAAAAACCGACCCAUGGCGACUACACGGUUGGGUGGAUCUGUCCGCUGGAGGUAGAACAAAUCGCGGCGUUGGAGAUGCUGGACGAGGAACACGAGCGUCUACCGCAGCCUUCGACAGACCACAACGUCUACAACCUCGGCAGCAUUGCUGGGCAUAACGUCGUGAUUGCAGGCCUCUAUCAACCAGGAAAUAGUCCGGCGGCUACGGUUGUCACUCAGAUGCGAACCACGUUUCUAAACCUCAGGUUCGGCAUGUUGGUUGGUAUCGGCGGUGGCGUCCCGGUAAAGACUGAUCAUGGAUCAAUACGGCUAGGCGAUGUCGUGGUCAGUAAGCCAGUAGGUAGCAAUUCUGGAACCUUACAAUAUGACCACGGCAAGGCCAAGGCCGGCCUGUUCGAACGCACAGGAGCCCUGGCCCCGCCGCCUGCCGUGCUUCUCAACGCAGCGCAAGAUCUUCAGGCAAAGAGAGCUAGGUCGCGACAUGAUCCUCUCGAGAAGAAUCUCAAAAGAAUUGACACAAGUGUUCCCGGACUCCAAAGAUACAAGCACCCAGGUGCAGCACACGAUUGCUUGUACGCUUCCGACUAUAUACACAAAAAGCCUGGAGAGUCUUGUGCCGAUUGUGGAUGUGAUCCGUCGCGAAGAAUCCAAGAAACGGUCGACGACGGCGAUGAUGGUGACGCACCAUUCAUAGUUGUCCACAGAGGAACAAUUGCCUCGGGGGAGCUGGUGAUCAAGGAUGCUAUGUUGAGGGACACGUUGGCAAAUGAACAUGGUGUGCUUUGCUUUGAAACGGAGGCAGCUGGGUCUCUCGCUGACUUCCCUUGCAUUGUCAUUCGCGGAAUCUCGGACUAUUGUGACUCCCAUAAGAAUGACCUAUGGCACGGAUAUGCAGCAGUGGCAGCAGCGGCGUACGCAAGGCAGCUGUUUUUCCAUAUACCAAUCAAAGAAACGAAGCGCUAUAUCUCUGAAACCGCAGAAACGGACAUUCGCUACUUGAAGAAGCAGCAAGACACCAAAGCCCGUCAAAGAAUCCUCGAUUGGCUCACACCAGUGGACUAUGGAGCACAACAGAGCGAUUACAUGAGGAUGCGAGCACCGGCAAGUGGGAAAUGGCUCUUGGAAUCUGCAGAGUACCAGGCAUGGCUGAAGGCCGAUAAGCAGACACUGAUAUGCCCGGGUAUUCCAGGAGCUGGGAAGACAAUUCUUACAGCUGUCGUGGUUGAUGAUCUGACUGAAAGAGUCAACAGCGACCCGGCCAUUGGCAUGGCGUACAUCUACUGUAACUUCCGACAGCAAGCCAUGCAGAGCAUUGACGACCUGAUGACGAGUCUAGUGAAACAACUGACUCAGUGCCAGGCUUUGUUACCAAAAAGUGUGGAAUACCUUUAUGAGAAACACCAAAAGAAACGAACACGACCUUCCCUCGAUGAGAUUUUGGAUCUUCUCCAAAAUGUGGUGAAAAUGUAUACAAGGCUCUUUAUUGUUGUUGACGCACUCGAUGAGUGCCGUGUCUCCGAUGAUACUCGAGCAAGGCUUCUAUCAGAACUCUUCAGUCUUCAAACGUUGCACGGAGUGAACAUAUUUGCCACUUCAAGGAACAUUCCACAGAUCAUUGAUCAAUUUUAUGGUAGUAUCUCAGUAGAGAUCCGUGCCCAUGAUGAAGAUGUGCUCCAAUAUCUAAAUGGCCGUAUUGCACAGUCCGAAUCAAAGGUCCUGAGAACCUGCAGUGAAGAAAUUAAAAGUGGCAUUACAAAUGUGAUCGAUGGCAUGUUCCUCCUGGCACAAUUGCACUUUGACUCGAUCAAAACAAAAGUAACGGCCAAAAAAGUCAAAGAGGCUUUGAGAAAUCUUCCACGGGGUUCUCAUGCAUAUAGUGACGUAUAUAAGAACGCCAUGGAGCGGAUCAAAACACAAGAUACAGAUUCUUGGGAGCUUGCAAAAAACAUUUUAUCGUGGAUCAUCCAUGCUAAAAGGCCCCUAAAAAUAGGUGAGCUACAGCAUGCACUUGCAGUAGAAGAUGGCGAGCCCGAGCUUGACGCAGAGAAUAUCCCGCAUGUUGAAGAUAUGAUCUCUGUGUGUGCAGGACUGGUCAUAGUCGACGAAGAGAGCGAAAUUGUCCGUUUGGUCCAUUAUACUACACAGGAAUACUUCGAGCGGGCUUGGACUCUCUGGUUCCCAAGCGCCCAAAUAGACAUAACAAGGACGUGCAUCACCUAUCUGUCACUGAAAACUUUCGAGGCUGGGCUCUGUUCGUCGACCGAAGAUUUUCAAUUGUCAAACAUAUUUUAUGACUAUGUAGCGCGACAUUGGGGCCAUCAUGCUUACGUGGCUUCUAUAGGAGUAGAAGACAUGAUCUUCAAAUUUCUCCAGAAUGAUGCCCAGGUCUCCAGUGCCGUUCAGGCGAUGUUGUUCAAUGAAGGUAGUCCAAAAAACGUGCCAAAAGGCAUAUCGGGGCUGCACCUUGCGGCAUGGUUUGGAUUGACGAGAAUACUAUCAGGAUUCCUCAGAAACGGGUAUGAUCCGGAUAUCAAGGACUCUGGCAAACGAACUCCACUCUCGUACGCGGCUAGGAACGGGCAUGAGAAGGCUGUGCAACUGCUGCUCAAUCGUGGUGCUGACAUCCACGCGAAAGGGAACGGUCCCGGUGGCGGAGGCGGCGAUCACUACUGGUCCUACUCCGAUCAAACUCCUUUGAUGUAUGCUGCUCGGAAUGGAGAGGUAGCAGUCGUGCGGCUGCUGCUCUUCAGUGGCGCCGAUGUCAGCGCAAAGGGCUUCAGCGACCGCGACAGCGACGACCACACCUACGGUCAGACGGCGCUUAUGUACGCGGUUAGAAAUGGGCACGAAGCGGUGGUACGGGUACUUCUCAGUAGUGGUGCUGAUGUCAACGCGGGGGAAGGAUGCCACAACGGCGACGGCAUCUGGUUCUACGAAUAUAAAGAACGGACAGCACUGAUGCAUGCAGCCAUGAAGGGACAUGAGACAAUAGUUCAGUUGUUGAUCAUUGGUGGUGCUGAUGUCAACGCGGAGGAGGCAGGAGGCUCCAAUGGCAGCGGAUGCUAUGACGACGAAUAUCCCAGGUACUACCACCGUACGGCGUUGAUGUAUGCGGCUAGGAAUGGACACGAAAAGGUAGCCCAGCUUCUCCUUUGUAAUGGCGCGGAUGUCAAUGCGGCCGAGUGUGGUAGUCGCAAUGUGCACCGCAAUACCAACAGAUUCCCUUUCUACGAUGGUCUAACGGCCCUGAUGUAUGCGGCCAAGAACGGGCAUGAGAUGAUGGUACGGCUGUUGCUCAGCCAUGGAGCUGAAGUCAACGAAAGAGAGACGGGCCACAAAUGCCACGACAGUUAUGACUUUGAUGGAAGAACAGCAUUGAUGUACGCGGCAAUUGGGGGGCAUGAAAAUGUUGUGCAGCUGUUGCUUGAUGGCGGCGCUGACGCUAAUGCGAAGGAGAAGGGCUACUACGACUAUGGAUUCAACGACAAAGAUGAAGACGGAGAUGAUAACGAUAACGACGACUGCGGCCGUACAGCGCUGACAUAUGCAAUUAUGAACGGACAGGAGGCUGUUGUUAGGCUACUGCUCACAGCGAACAAAGCCGACAUCAACACUAAGGAUUGUGCUGGACGCACACCGCUCUGGUAUGCUACAGAUAAGGGUCAAGAAACAAUGAUGAGAUUGCUACUGGAGAACGGCGCAAUCAGAACAUAG